AUGAAAAUCAUCACCUUUGCCAUUCUUUCACUACUGCCGCUCAUCGGUGCAGCCGUCUCCGGCGACGAAACCCAAGAGACAAGGCUACCAUGGGUUCCUGGUGAUCUUUCAGACCACACCAAAGAUGCCGCUGAGAGCCGGCCACCUACGCUUGGAGGCCACAAUGCCGAAAACAUGCCGCAAUGUACUCGCGAGUUUCCAUUCCUCUGCCUUGGCCGCUGCUGCCGGCGGGCCUGGUGCUGCCGCCAGUCCUGCUGCGGCCCAUUAGCCACGUUUUGCGGCGAUGACGGCAACUGCUAUUACAGAGUGCAUGACCUGUGGGGUUGCUGGAACUCGGUUGAGUUCUGCGGCCAAGUUAUUGGGCACCAUGUUGACGAUGAAGAGAGCCUUUGGGCUGAUACAAACGAUGUACAAUCUGGUCAAAACUUCAACGUUAUGAAGCGACAUUUGUCGCUUGUUCAGCCUGCGAUAAUUCCUAAAGCUUGCCAGGGCGGCGAGAGAUUGAUGCAAAGCACCGGAGUCGUGCAAGCCUCGUCAUAA
Messenger RNA from Cordyceps militaris CM01, 540 nucleotides. RefSeq lists its product as uncharacterized. Lineage: Eukaryota; Fungi; Ascomycota; Sordariomycetes; Hypocreales; Cordycipitaceae. The coding region runs from base 1 to 540 and encodes 179 amino acids. The transcript has 4 exons. The record is from RefSeq and is a predicted model, not a curated record.